AUGAUGAAUUUGAAGGCAUGGGUACUAAAGAGGUGUAGAAAAAAGAAUAACACUUCAUCUGUUGAGUGUGACAAGUGCUGGCAAUGGGCAUUGAGAUGGGCCUCAUCGUUCGCGCGUCAAGGAGAGAAGGAAGUUAGUAUUCCAAGCGACGUCCCAAAGGGUCACUUGGCGGUGUAUGUAGGUGAAAACUAUAGGAGGUUUGUGAUCAAGGUGAAGUUACUAAAACAUCCUUUAUUCAAUGCAUUGUUGGAUGAAUAUGAGUUCAAUUCUGAUUCUAGAUUCUAUAUACCAUGUGAUGAGGAGGUUUUUCUUGAUGUAGUUGGGUGUGCCACGACCCCAACCGAUCGAAGCAUCUUGUGUUAUUGA
Molecule: messenger RNA, 366 nt
Organism: Helianthus annuus (common sunflower)
Lineage: Eukaryota; Viridiplantae; Streptophyta; Magnoliopsida; Asterales; Asteraceae
Product: auxin-responsive protein SAUR50
Exons: 1
Coding region: 1-366 (121 amino acids)
Biological process (GO): response to auxin
Source: RefSeq, a predicted model, not a curated record